ACUUGAAAUCUUUUCUUCUUCGCGCCUAUUUAAACCAUCCCCUUCUCUUCCACUUGAAAAAUAAAAAACCACACUUUCGUUUUGUUAUGGCGCCUAGAAAGACCGCUUCAUCGUCUCCCCCGAUCCCAAUCGGUAAUUGCCAAGUCACAGUCGAAGCUAACAAUUUCAGUUGCCAGUCGGACCCAAACUCCCUCCAAAUAUCCCUCUCCAGAAGCGCCAAAGUCACCAUCUCAGUGAGGAAAGAGGUGGAAAGAAAUAAUGGCGAUUGUAGUAUUGCCGCGCAUUUGGAAUCUGAAGAGAGAGGGGGUGAUCUUUCGUACGUGCUCGUGAAUCCCAAAGAUGCCAAUAGCUGUCAAAAAUCUUAUCUCCAGGAAGUACUGAAAAUGUACAUUAGGGAACUUCCUGCUAUGAAUUUUGCUGCUAAUACUGGAAAGCAAUCAAUGUUUUUAAAAAGAUCUGUUACAAAUGGGAAAUACUGCACUUUGUUUUAUAAAUCUCAGUCUCUCGCAGAUUCUGAAGGGGUUAUAGCUGCAAUCAGUUACCAAAUAGUUCCUGCUGACACACAAUAUGCUGAGAUUCCUCUGACUGCUGUUAAUUUUCACUACCAACGCAAGGGAUUUGGUAGCUCCUUGUUCAUGGAGUUGAGAAAGAGACUUCAGAGUGUAGGCAUAUGUACAAUAUUCUGUUGGGGUGACAAGGAAUCUGAAGGGUUUUGGUUUAAACAGGGUUUUGUACCAAUAGCUGAGGUGGAUGCCAAAGGUAGACGCUGCAGAUUACCUAUUAAAGCUGACAUCCGCAAAGCAUUGUGCUUUCCUGGUGGUUCAACCCUCAUGGUUUUACAUCUUAACCAGGAUGUUUCCGGGAAUACUUCAGACUCUUUGAAGUUGGGAGUUUCCUUGAAGCCUAAUGGAAAUUCAUCUGCUGCUUUGGGAAACCAAGUGCUGGAAUUUUCUAGAGGGAAUCGCAAUACUCUGAAUGCAAAAAAUCAAACGUCUUCAAGAAGUGAAAAUUAUCAGCCUGAAGCGUUGGUCAAUGAUGGCCUUCCAAGAGAAGAUAACCAGUCUGUAGGUUAUGGGUCUUGGGAGAAAUUGCAGCGUUACAGGGAUUCAGUUCCUCUCACCAGAGUGGACCCCAGCAUGUUGAGCAGUGGUGCGGAAUUAUCCAAUAUUGGAACUGAUGCUGAUGAAACCCACUUACCUUGUUCCAAACAACCUUCAUGUGCAAAGAGAAAGGUCUGGGAAGCUUCAACGUCUUCAUUGAAGUCAAAAAAAGUGAAGGGAUGCCAUCUGGUUGGCUUCCGAUCCGAGUCUAACUGUAGUUUAGUUCCAGAAACUGAUGGAAGUGAUUCUUGUCUGAAAGGAUGCUCCUUAGUUUCUUCCAAAUGCAAAUCCUUAGUGGCAGAUCAUCCUAGAGAUCUUCUGGCUAGUAGUCACGAGGAAAAUAUUGCUGAAGAAUGCGGACUAAUUAAUAUAACAUCAGAAACUUUAGUCAGGAAGGAGUUUCAGUCACAGCCAGAAUUAUUUAAAAUCAUGUUGAUGAAUAUUGCUGACAAUAGAAAGAAAGCUAAUCUCACAAAGGUAAUUGAGGACCUUGGUGGUGUGAUUACAUCUGAUGGAAGUACAAGCACACAUCUUGUCACUGGGAAAGUGAGAACCACUUUGAAUUUCUGUACUGCUCUUUGUUCAGGGGCUUGGAUGGUUUGUCCGUCCUGGUUGAAAGAAAGCUUUCGUCAAGGAAGAUUUGUCGAUGAAUCAUCUUACAUAUUGAAUGAUCAAGAAUACGUACUUAAAUACGGAACUGAGUUGAGAAGUGCAGUUCUCAGAGCGAAGGCAAGUCCCCGAGGCUUGUUCAAAGGCUAUAAUGUAUGCAUAGCAGCUUGUGUUCAACCUCCUGCUAGGAUGUUGUCUUCCGUUGUAAGGUCUGCUGGUGGACAUAUUAUUGGUGAACUGGAGAAAGUAAACGAAGCUUCAAAAACAAUCUUUGUGGCAUGCGAGGAAGAUAUGGAAAAAGUAUCGUUGGCCGUAGAGAAGGGGAUAUGGACUUUUAGCAGUGACUGGCUUAUGAACUGUGUCAUGAGACAAGAGCUUGACCUGGAGGCUCCCCAGUUUGCAGAGUCCCUCUGACUUUGAUGAGAAAAUUGCAUAUAUAAAUGUCUGUGUCGCAUAACCGUACGUCGAAUAAAAGAGGAAGAUAGAAUCAAAAUGUAAAGUCUUCUGUACAUUUAGUAUAAUUAUUUGUAUGCAUAUGUUGAACCAAGAAAUUAAGAUGGUUUGGUUUCCUCAUAAGGACAGAAACAGAUUGUCAAAAGGCUUUUAUGCAGGAAUGCUUUUGAAGCAUUAGUAUUUAUUAAUCAAGGUUUAAAUUUUUCCAAGACUUAGGGCAUUGGUUGUACUUAUUGAGGAGGACUUGCACAGUUGCAUGGUACGGGUACAUUGUCACGGUGAUGUCCCGUGUCUAUGAAAUAAAAAUAUGUAAGUUUGUUUUGUCUAUAUGUCCUUGUUUUAUUGGCACUUGAAGUUAUAUGACUAUAAACCCGUAUCAUA
Molecule: messenger RNA, 2543 nt
Organism: Pyrus x bretschneideri (Chinese white pear)
Lineage: Eukaryota; Viridiplantae; Streptophyta; Magnoliopsida; Rosales; Rosaceae
Product: BRCT-containing protein 1
Exons: 14
Coding region: 87-2123 (678 amino acids)
Source: RefSeq, a predicted model, not a curated record